Molecule: messenger RNA, 129 nt
Organism: Entrophospora candida
Lineage: Eukaryota; Fungi; Glomeromycota; Glomeromycetes; Entrophosporales; Entrophosporaceae
Source: the annotation of a GenBank genome assembly
GCAGUCAUUUUUGAUAGUGCUGUAGCUGUUUUGAUGAAUGGAAUUACUGACAACAGAAUUUUGAUUGAUGUAAUUAUUGCCACCAGAGUUAUGAUGAAUGGAAUUACUGACUAUAGAAUUUUGGUUGAU